CAAUCAUUCGAGCCAGCUGUGUUGAAGCUCAAACAAGCUUCAAGACGGGGCGAGCCCUAAACAAGGCGGCCGGCCGGAAUUUGGAGUAAUUAGGUGCUAGCUUCUUCCUGUCCUGCCUUGAUCACCCCGAUUGAUGUACAUACACGCUCCGCUCAGCUGAACAAGAAAUUCAACCAAUUGGUCGACUAUUUCGAAGACGAUCCGGCGGAACUGUGUUUUUACUUCUUACGAGAAGAAUAUGGCGAAAAAGGAAAUUCACUCGGAGCGUGAUCGAGGCUUCUACAAGGCUUAUAUCCAACUUAUGAUAUCAACCCUUGGACUUGAAAGCAAAGUGAAAUUAGUGUACGAGUGCCAUCAUCUUUUGGAGUCAGCAGUCGUCCUUUUUAUGGUUGCACAAUCAUUCGGGUCCCUGCUAAAUGAACAAAAUACAGAUCUGAUAAUAUAUAAGGAGGAUUUCAGCGUGCUCAUGGUCGUUGUGGGGCUGCGAUUGCUGCUGUGGUACUAUUUGAAAAGAUUUGGUCAGACUUGCUACAGAGCUGCCGCAGUGGUGCUGCUACAUUAUGUCUUAUUACUUCUGAUCAACAAAAGGUAUAUCAGAAUUGCUAUCGUUCCUGUUAUCUUCUUUGUCUUCAUAGGUGUACUUGCGAAUGAAUUUAAGGAGAAUCCUGCCAAGAAAUUUGAGGAGAAUCCUAGUUUCCAGUACGACAACAUUAUCACACCCCCCGCUGAGAAGCGUAUAGGAAAAGAGAAAACAUACGACAGCGGUGAGGAGAUUGUAUUUGGAGAGAGCUCUUUUGGAGAUCACGACAGCAGUGAAGAUGUUGUAUUUGUACAUGGCCCUGAGAGUUCCCAGGGGCGGAUGAAAAUGGAAGUGAUUUCUUGUUGUUUGCAGUUAUCAUUCGUGAUAUGUACUCAAUUCAGCGAACAACAAGGCGGUACUUUUGUUCUCUCUCACUUCUUUCUGUUCAUCAAUUCGUCUCUAGGUGCACUAGCAGUGAUGAUAGCCGCAUCCCCUAUUGGAACCAGUCCUGGUGCAGUACAGGUGCUGCUAGCGCUGCACAAGUUCUAUCUUAUAAUGCUACCGAUAGCAACUUGCACAAUGGCCGCAGAGUGGCUAGGGAGUGGCGCCAUAAGUCUUUACAUGCCGGAGUUCAUUGUAUUGAUUGUAUGGUUCACUAAUCACUUUGAUCAUGCUGGUCGGGAAGGGCGUAUCAACUCUGCCACACGGGGCCUAGUAGUAGUACAACUACUCUUGCGAAACCCACUCAUGGUAUUAGCAGUUCCGUCAGCUGUAUAUGACCCGGAAAUGUUGGUGUCCUGGUUCAGAGGCUCGUUUCGCGUCUCUAGCUCUUCGUCGGCUCUGUCCUACUUGCACGUUUGGAUGCUACAUCAAUGGCCGGGGAAGACAUUAAACUCGACUGGACCAAUCAAACUGCUCAAGUUUUCUGCGGAAUUUAGCUUUUAUAUGGCACUUCUGCUGGCUGGACCGUCGGCUGUUCUGGCAAUCAUAUCUGGAGAUCAAGCUUCAAGGAUACUGAUUCUGUAUACAGUACGGUUACCAUUUUGUACAGGACUAUAUCUUUAUCAGGGGACUGAUAAUAUAGGACUAAAGAAUAUUCUGUGGACUAUGCUGAUAUCACUAGUGCCAAGAUUUCGUCGGAACAAAGUAAACAGUGCGCCACACUGCCAUCCAAAGGCCAUAUGAUGACUUCUGUUCAUUCUGGGUGCAUUAAUUGGUCCUAGGAUUGUGCAAAACCAUUUAAUUUCUUGCAUCGGAAUCCAGUUUUUGAUAUUAUUGUA
Triticum aestivum (bread wheat) is the source of this 1800-nucleotide messenger RNA. RefSeq lists its product as uncharacterized. NCBI's taxonomy places the organism in Eukaryota, Viridiplantae, Streptophyta, Magnoliopsida, Poales, Poaceae. The record is from RefSeq and is a predicted model, not a curated record. The transcript has 2 exons. The coding region runs from base 239 to 1705 and encodes 488 amino acids.